Clupea harengus (Atlantic herring) is the source of this 2362-nucleotide messenger RNA. RefSeq names its product gap junction protein beta 9a (gene gjb9a). Gene Ontology annotation, molecular function: gap junction channel activity. Gene Ontology annotation, biological process: cell-cell signaling. The record is from RefSeq and is a predicted model, not a curated record. NCBI's taxonomy places the organism in Eukaryota, Metazoa, Chordata, Actinopteri, Clupeiformes, Clupeidae. Gene Ontology annotation, cellular component: connexin complex.
GGGUGUGACCAUGGCCUUAUCUGUGAAGAGGCUUAUUUCCUCAUGUUUGAGGAAGAGGUCCCAUUGCACUUCCACCAUUUUUAAACCAGUGUAAAUGAACACCUCAUGAAUAAAAGACACCUCCCACACCCUCCCGUCCAUCCAUCUAGGAUGACAUCCCCCAAUGUAGCCAGCAGUGAGAACACACCUGGGCUGGGCUUUUGCGAACACGCCCAGGUAGGAACUGCAGGCCUAGAUCAGGUUUGGCAAGAUUUUUCAAGGGAAGAUCUACGUAUGUUUUUUUAGUGUUUGGCUUCUGCUCUCCUCCUUUCUUCACCGCUUCUGUGAGACCGGAGUUCAUUAAUCAGGUGCAUUGAAGUCCGGCAGGCAUGAACUGGUCUGCACUGGAGAGCCUCCUCAGUGGGGUGAACAAGUACUCCACCGCCUUUGGCCGCGUCUGGCUCUCAAUGGUCUUUGUGUUCCGCGUCAUGGUCUUCGUGGUGGCGGCCCAGCGGGUGUGGGGCGACGAGAGCAAGGACUUCGUCUGCAACACGCGGCAGCCCGGCUGCAGCAACGUCUGCUAUGACAGCAUCUUCCCCAUUUCCCACAUCCGCCUGUGGGCCCUGCAGCUCAUCUUCGUCACCUGCCCGUCACUCAUGGUGAUGGCGCACGUCAAGUACCGCGAGGAGAAGGACAGGAAGUACAUCGUUUCCCACACGGACGGCACGCACCUCUACGCCAACCCCGGAAAGAAGCGCGGUGGCCUGUGGUGGACCUACAUGCUCAGCCUGGUCUUCAAAGCUGGUCUGGAUGCAGGUUUCCUCUACCUCCUUCACCAUAUCUACCACGGCUACGACAUGCCCCGGCUCGCCAAAUGCAGCCUGGAGCCGUGCCCCAACACGGUGGACUGCUACAUCUCUCGGCCCACUGAGAAGCGGAUCUUCACCCUCUUCAUGGUGGUGUCCUCAGCAUGUUGCAUCUUCAUGUGCAUCUGUGAGAUGUUCUACCUGAUCUGCAAAAAGCUGCAUAAGAUUUUCAGGGUCCGGCACACCCACGAGAUGGAGCAGUUUGCUCAGACUCAUGAGCUGAACAACAUUGCGCCACCUCGAUCGCAGUACAGGAGGGUGGACCCCACACUGUCCAGCACCCAGAACCUCAACAGGGAAAAGACAAGGGAAAUAGCCACGUCCAAGUUGUAAACUUUAGCCAGACGUACUGACACCUGAAGGAGCGGACAAGGCUUAGACACAUACACAGACAUGCACCUCAGUUUGAUGUGUUGUUUACAUGUUUACAUGUUGAGUCUUAGCAGGUGAAAACAGACUAGAAUGGUUCCAAUAUUCAAAAUAGGUCUAAGAUGUUUUUUACAUGUUUUAUCACUUUCAACUGACAUAUCCAAUAAGUUUGUCUGUUGAUAUGAUUAUAACUUGUUUUUUGCUGUAUGUCUGUGUUUACUCUAUAUCUGACAAAGCACUCUAUUUUUUCUACUGUAGAAACUUAAUCUAAUAUAUGCAAUGUAUGUUUAGAAUUACAACACCUGUACUCACAAGAUUGUGAUUGUCCAAUGUGAUUCUUACAGACACACCACAGAAUACAUUACUCAUUGCGUCGUUGUGGUUUUAUUGUGGCAUAUUCAGGUUCCAGCAUAUAUUGUGAAAGUUCACAAGGUCUGUAGGUUUAUGGUUUAUUUCAUAAUAGCACACAUAAAGUCAAUAUAAUUUAACUCUGGCCAUGGCACUUUUCUGUUAAAAAAUAAAAUUGUUUUCAGGAGAUUCAUUAUUUAUCUAAAGCAGCAUGAAUAGUUUUUAAUGCAAAAAUGCUAUUACACUAGUUAUCAGAGAUUAAUUCUGCAUUGUUGUUACAUUAAUUCAGCAUUUUUGUUAUGGUGUUGCACACUCUCUUUUGGAAACACUGAGAAUCUAUAUAAAUAAAUUCGUUUUUUCAUGCAUGUGUACGUCCCCUUACAUGGAUUGGUAAACGCCUUAUCCUCUGUUGUUAUAAUAUUUGUAAAGACUAUCUUAGAAGCUCCAACCGCAAAAUGUGAGCAUAUGUAUGGUCCCAUCCUCCUAACAUAUUCAGUCUUGCCACCAACCGGCUCUCUUUCUCUCUUUCGAUUUCCUCUCUCCCUCUUCAUUCUUCGUUCUUCGUUGAACACAGCGUCAGCCGCCUUCCCUGCAGCCCACACCGCUGCUGUUCCUCACCUAAAACACGUUUAAAAAUAACACUCUCCAGCACAUGCUGCCCAGGACACUUUCAUUUACAUGUUACAUAAGCUGCACCUCUUGAUCUUUCGCCUUCAGCUACCAGCGUUUUAGUUCACUCCCACUCUCCACAUCACCCCCUCAGAUCACACACACUCUCACAGACACACACACACACACAC